This is a messenger RNA of Argentina anserina (silverweed cinquefoil), 1421 nucleotides long. RefSeq lists its product as uncharacterized. Gene Ontology annotation, biological process: negative regulation of DNA-templated transcription; signal transduction. The record is from RefSeq and is a predicted model, not a curated record. Gene Ontology annotation, cellular component: nucleus. The transcript is spliced from 2 exons. The coding region runs from base 74 to 1237 and encodes 387 amino acids. Lineage: Eukaryota; Viridiplantae; Streptophyta; Magnoliopsida; Rosales; Rosaceae.
UGGAGCUUCACAUAUCACAAGUCUCCUUUGUUUUGCGACAUAGCCAUUUGAAUUGCUGAGCUUUUUUGAGACAAUGGUGGAGGUUUCUGAUCGAGGGGUGAAGGGAGAAGAGAUUGAGCUGGAUUUAGGCUUGAAAAUCGGAGGCGGGAGUUUCAGAAGAUCGGAGAAGCUUAAACUCAACGGAGGAGAAAAGGGACCCCAGAUGGUGACGGUUUUGAGAUGCAACAGCAGCACAGUGUCGCCGGCGACGUUAUCGGAGCCGGAAAGCGUGGUUGUGCAUCCGUUUCUGAAGAGAGAGAUUCAGGCUCUGCGGAGGCAAGAGGCGAAGAGGAAGAGAGAGGAGAAGAAAACGCGAGCGCAGAUCGGAGAACCGCCGGCGAAAAAGAAUGGUGUGCGCGAUAACGGCGUUAACGUUAUGAAUGUGAAUUUGGAUAUGAGUAACGGCGGCCAAGGGGGGCACCACGAUUACCCAAUUCGACCGGUGCAGUAUCCUUACGCGCCUGUUCAGUUCGUUCCUUACUCCGACGGGUUUGCUUUUCCUUGUGUGGUGCCGUGUUGGGGGCCCAACGGCGGCGGCGGUUUCAGGCCUUUUCAGGCGGAUACGGGGAAUAACCGGUGCAACGUGGAGCAGAAUGGCAAAACGGCAUCGUUGAAUAACGGAUCUCCGAUUUGUAGCAACUCUACCGUUUCAGAACAUUGCAGCGCAGCUUCUCAUGAAGGUGGGAGCAGUGAUACAAGAAGCCAUUCAAACCGUUUGAAUGGUACAAUCGGGGAAAAGAACAAAGCCCAGUCUGAUCACACAGCUACGUCUCAAUCAUUCGAGUUUAAUUCCCGAAGUAAUGAAAAUUCGGUUGUUCAACCCAAAGAAGAACCCGCACCGGAAAUUGCAGAACCGGGUCCGAUAGCGAAACCCAUCUCAUCCAAUGAGGAAUGUCCUCCUACUCCAGUGAAACAAGACAAGAUGGAUCCUUCAAAACCCCAAAGGGACAAUACCAAAAGCUCCGAGAAGACUCCCUCGAUGCCACAAAUGCCGUACGUGUCGACCACUGGAAAUGGACCUAAUGGGAAAACAGUUAAUGGGUUCUUGUACAGUUUCUCCGAGUCGGAGAUCAGCAUCGUGUGCGUCUGUCAUGGAAGCACAUUCUCGCCGGCGGAGUUUGUGCAGCAUGCCGGCGGUAUCGAGGUUUCACAGCCUCUGAGACACAUUACAGUAAUCCCAUCUUCAUUUGGAGGAUGACAGGUGUGAGUUUUUUGUUUUCAUUUGUGUGCUUGGCCCAUUGGUGUUUCCUUGGUUAUUUUAUUCCCGGCAAAAUCUAAUGGGGACAGAAAGAAGAAAAUUUUUCUCUCCUUUUGGUUUCGGCAUUUGUCUUUCUAAAUACUCGGAUAAAUUUCUCCUGAUGUAUGGUCUUGGAUAAUUUAGU